This is a messenger RNA of Lutzomyia longipalpis, 4795 nucleotides long. Its product is annotated as zinc finger protein 436-like. The coding region runs from base 2828 to 4303 and encodes 491 amino acids. The record is from RefSeq and is a predicted model, not a curated record. NCBI's taxonomy places the organism in Eukaryota, Metazoa, Arthropoda, Insecta, Diptera, Psychodidae. Gene Ontology annotation, biological process: regulation of transcription by RNA polymerase II. The transcript is spliced from 5 exons. Gene Ontology annotation, cellular component: nucleus. Gene Ontology annotation, molecular function: RNA polymerase II transcription regulatory region sequence-specific DNA binding; DNA-binding transcription factor activity, RNA polymerase II-specific.
CAUCGGGAAGAAGAAGAGUUUUGUGUAGAAAUCUUUUAUUUUCUUGCUGUUCACAGUGGAGAAAAACCAAAAUUUAGAUGGGAAAACGUGUAAAUACUGAGAAAAUAAUGUUACUGGGCACCGGGUAGAGAGCUAUGCUGUACAGAUGAGGAAUGUCAUCGACUACGAAAGACUUGAGUUUCCGUGAGCACGGCCUUUUCUCCAUCCAUUUUUCCUGCAAUCCAGGCUGCCACAUAAAUUACUGAUAAGUAUAUUUGCUAGCUCUAAAGUGGUGUGGUGUAGAAAGGUAAAUAUUUACAUGCCCACGAGCACCGCACUGAUAAAGUUUGUCUCCCAGAAUAAACAAAUGGGGCUUGAGGAGACGUGAAAAAUUGACGCAUCUCCCCCGACAUCGCCCAUUUGAAGUUUCUUCCUUGAUUUAGUAUUCAAAUUUUUUGAUCAUACCCAUUAAUUUUUUAUGUGGUUCACCAAGUUUUUGCCAUUCAAAAGUCAGUUAAUUGCGCGGGCAGAGGUGGAAUAUCGGCUAAAUUGCCCGCCAAUUGUUUGUGGGUUUUGGAGCGAAGAAGAUCUAGGCGGGGGAUCUGCUUUGAAAUUUUUCUGUAGAAGACUUCCCAACUCUGUUUGGGAAUUCCACCCAUAAAUAUUGUUCAUUCAUGCAUUAAGAGAUCUCCCUUAUGGAAGCUUUGCUGUGUUUACCUUCAAAUUGAGGUUUCCUUUCGAUUUCCGCGUUUAUUUCUUUUUAUUUGUAGCUCUUAAACCUUUUAAAGAUUCCAAUUGGAAUUGUUGGGAUUUCUUACAAGAAUAUUCAAUUCAAGAUAUUGGAUCCUAUUCAGCGACCAAGAAAUUUUUGAUAUACUUGAAACUUUAAGGAUUUCUUGGUCGCAGAAUACGACCUAUUGUUUAAAAUAUUUUCUUUAAUUUUCUUAAAAUUCGUCAAUUAGAUUUUUAUAGUUUGUUUCUUUCUUUAAUAGUGUUUUUUUUAAAUUAUUUUUUCCAGAACACAGAAAAGAAAUUUCUAACUGAUUUCUAAAACAAAUUCUUUGUCUUUCUUUCAUGAAAUGACAAUAGAACGACUAAAAAAAUAAACUGUCAAAAUCUUAUAACUUUUUAAUUGAAAAAAAGAUUUUAGUCAAAAUCGACCCUAAUUAAAAAAAAGUUACCUAAUUAUGUUCUUAAGAUUGAACACGGAAAAAAAAAUAGCCAAGGUAGACACAAAAAAUAUUUCUCCCAGCUAUUUGGCGUUAGAAUAUAAUAAUGUCCAGGGUAGAAAUGAAUUAUGUCUCUCCCGCAGGCAUUUGAAAUUUCUAGCUCAGAAAUUUUAGAGAAAAAUCAAAACAUUCAAAAAUUAGGUUAUGGGAUGGUGUUGUUGACUUUCUCUGAAGAAGUGCAAUUUUCCUGUGGACCCAUUUACAGUAACAUCUCAUGAUUUGUCGGAAAAUCUCACAGUUUUCCCGGUGAUUUAUGAAAAUGACCAUGUUUAUGUGUGUAUUGGAAAAAAAUGACAAAACUUGUGUGAGGCAGUUAAAAUUCUUUUGUAGCCGAGACUGGAGCUAUAACUGGCUCGAGUACAAAUUAUGCGUGGCAGAGACAUAUAAGAAUGUCUGGCUUGGAUAUAUGUCAAUUUCUGUACCGUACAACUUUUUUUUCAGUGAAGGAACAUAGUUACAUAAUUUUUCACACCAGUAGUAUCAUUUUGCUUUCGAAAAAGAAGGUCUUUGAAAAAUUCAAGUAUUCUGCGUAUAAAGAUGCCCUCACGUUGUGGAUUCCUAGAGCCCUCUAGUUCUUUUUUUUUGAAAAAUUUAUCGUUAUUUCAUAUACUUCGGGUGCCCUACAUAAUACAGAAUUAUAUAGAAGUUUUCUUGCAAAAUUUAAUCAGAAUUCAUGAAUUUUCCGCGAAUGUGUUUCAAUUAAACAUGCUCGCAGCGGUAAUAAAAAAAAGUCUGGCAUCGCGACCAGAAAAUUAUUCAUUUCGUCAUCAGUUGAUAGCCAGGAACUGAGGUAGAAGCACACAUAAACUUUUUCUCUCCUCAUUCGUUAUCAAGAGACGCGUCCCAUUAAAUUGUCGAAUGGCAUUGCAUAUUUUUUCCCUCAUCGAUUGAAAGAAAAAAAAACUCGCGGUGUUUAAACAAUUGGAAACUGCGAUAAGGCCACACUUAUGUGCCUGCAUUUGUAUUGAAUUUUUGAUGACGCUAGCACAUUUGGGUGCCUCUCUGUGCUCCAUUUUCCCAUUUCCAUCGCGAUGGUAGUCUCACAGAAAUUGUUGCCUUGCGUCCACACACGGUCCGCGGGGUAUUGGCGAAUUGUUGUGGAGAUUAUGUUGUUCUAUGUGGGGACAAUGGUGCGGUGCUCGUGAUUUUCUAUUAAAAUUUAUGAGCAAAAGAGGUGGAGGAAGUUCUCUUUUUUUUUUUAACUUGUGUGACCCAAAGAACCUUCAUUUCCUUUUACACACCACGAAUGACUUUGUUCAGAAGAGGUGGUGUAAAAAAAAACAAUAUCACUCCGUGCAUGCAUAAGUAAAUGAGGGAUUUUCUUAUCAAGAGAAGAAAAUAAAGCUCACACAAAUUGUGGAUGGAAAGGAGAAUGAAGGGAGACGAUGUGGAGAGAAAAAAUUUCAAUACUAUUUCACGCUACUAACCCCAGGUGUUGGUGAAUUUUAUUCUCUUUAAAUACAUUAAGAAUUUAAACGCCAGUGAGGAUGGACUUAGAGGUGGUGGUGCUGUAGUGAAUUUUUUUUUAUCUUAUAAAUGAACAAUAUGUGACUAAAAACCAAAAAAAGAAAAAAACGAAAAUUUCUUGCCAAAAAUAACCCAAAGGCAAACAAAUAAAAAUGAGAAAAUCUCGGAGAUUGUCUCAAAAGGCAGCUGCAGCUGCAAAGUCAACAAAGAUUGCCAAUAAUCCAAGUAAAGUACCAAAGAUUGAACCAAAAGAAGAACCCCGGAAGCCACCAAUUGUGGCGAUUGAAUCACCAAAGAAUGAAGAAAACCCCCACACGGAGUCAAGCCCAAAGAGGAAGAGGAAUACGAAGAAGUACAUUUGCGAUGUCUGCGAAAAAAGCUUCCAAGGAUUGAAUGAUCUUCGGAAGCACGCAAGGAUACACAACGACGAACGACCCUAUCCGUGCCCUCAGUGUGACAAGAAAUUCCGCCAGGCAGGUUGUUUGAAGAAUCACGUAGCGUCACAGCAUGGAAGCGAUGUGCAGUACAUCUGUGACUACUGCAACAAAGCUUUUCCCAUUAAGGAGCGUUUGAGACUCCAUCUGCGCAUCCACACCGGAGAGAAGCCCUACAAAUGUACAAUCUGUCCUAAGCAGUUUGCACGCGGUGGGCAGCUGUCGCAGCAUAUGCUCUCCCACAAUGGUGUAAAGAAGCAUCGCUGCAAUUUCUGUCCAAGCGCCUUUUCAUGUUCGGCCAAUUUGAAAUUGCACACCAAAGCACACAACGAUGAGCGUGACUACACGUGUCACAAAUGUGGCAAGAGUUUUCUGCGUCCGGAUGCUCUCAAUAAGCAUCUCACGUGUUUCCAUGGCAAUGUGAAGGCUUUCCAUUGUCCAAUUUGCAAGAAAAUGUUCAAAGGGCAUUUGCCGCAGCAUAUGCGUAUACAUAAGAAUUUGAAGCCUCAUGGAUGCGCUGACUGUGGGACGGCUUUUACACAGCGGAGUCAAUUGGUGGUGCAUCAGAGGAUUCAUUCGGGUGAACGGCCAUAUCGAUGCCAGGUGUGCUGGCAGGCAUUUGCUCAUUCGAGUGUGCUCAAGUUGCACAUUAGGAAGCAUACGGGGGAGAAACCCUUCAAGUGUCCCCUGUGCAAUGGGGAGACGGCUUUUUCGCAGCUGCCGCACCUCAAGAAACACAUGCAGGCCAUUCAUAAGCAGGACAAGCCGUACAUGUGUGAAUCGUGCAGUCAGUUUUUCCGGACUAAGAUCGAGCAUAUGCAGCACGUAGCUGAGUGCGCCAAGCAGGAAGAGCAACAAAAUGGAAAUUGGGAGAGCGACACUGAGGACAAUUUGGAGACCCCAAUGGCGCUAAGUCGUAUGCGUUUACUCGUGGCUGUACUCAUAAAGAAAAUCAGCUCAGAGGAACGUCUCAAGGUGUUGGGCUUUGAGAAACGCUUAAUUGACAACGUACUAAUUGAUUCACUGAAAUUCGGCAAACGUCCCGUCUGUGAGGAUGAGACAAAAUCCGAAGCAGAGAGGUUGCGCAUAAAUAUUCGCGAAUUGCUCGAUUGGACUGUACCGCAGCAAUUUAUGGAAAAGUUCAAAAGUGAACAAAAGAGCACGGAAGAAUUGCUCGAAGAGUUGGCCAGCUAAGAAAAAAAUGCGUUUGUCACAUUUUUAAAUCAAUUUUAAUCAUUAAUGCCAUAAUAGUUGAUUUAUAUAUUUAAAAAAAAAUGCUUUUAACACAGCAAACUCUUGCAUGCAUUCACAAGUUUCUAUAUAUAAAAUACAAAUUGUUGCACAGUAUCAAACUAACUUCCAUUGGUGGUGGGUGAAAUUCUUAGAGGUCUUCUUGUAGUUUAUUCUUUUAUUUUUCUUAGUAUAUCUUCUUAUUUCUUCUGGGAAAGAUUUCCAUACACAAAGAAUCCAUUUAUAUGGCCUUCGAUUCUAGUCCAUAAUUGCCAUUUUUAUUUUUAAAAUAUUUUAUGAUUUUUAAGAUGAUUUUAUUUAGGUACAAAUCAACCCCAUUUUGCCAUAAAAAUCAUUUAAAAAAAAGUUUGAACAACUAUGAAAAACCCACCAGGUAAAUGCAUAAUUAUGUAGUUAUUAAAAGGAAUUAUGCAAUAAAUUUCAAUUUGAUGUUUA